ACUCCACGUCCAGACGAUGUUUUUGAUGCCAUAAUAAUAGACUCGACGUUUUCAAAAGGGCUGAAUUAAGAUUGCUGGAUAUUAACUUCUGUCUUCAGCUCUGUGUAAUAGUGACGGUAGGAUGUAUUGGAAUGUAUAGGACGACAGAAGUAACAAAGGACAAACUGAAGAGCACCAGCUUGUUUACAGAUAUAGAAACGCACUUCUCUCGUUAUUAAAUCACAGCCGAGCGGUUAAAAUGAAACCUCAGGACAUUAUCAAAGAAAAGGGCAACCUGUGGAUAUUUGGGUAUGGCUCCUUAGUGUGGAAACCUGAUUUUGCGUACAGGAAGAGCAAAGUUGGCUUCAUUAAAGGAUACAAAAGGCGCUUCUGGCAAGGAGAUGAUUUUUAUCGAGGGGACAAGGAAAAGCCAGGCAGAGUGGCCACACUUGUGGAGGAUAAGGAGGCUUGCACAUGGGGCGUGGCCUACGAGGUGGCUGACUCCCAGAUAGAAGAGUCCCUUCAGUACCUCAACAUGAGAGAGACUGUGUUGGGGGGUUACAUAACAGAGGUGGUGGAGUUCAUCCCAAAGGAGAAGGGUCAGAGUGCUGUGCUGGCUCUUGUCUACAUCGCUACUUCAGACAAUCCCUCCUACCUCGGCCCAGCCACAGAAAUGGAGAUCGCCGCCCAGAUUGCCAUCUGCAGAGGGAACGCUGGCCAUAAUACUGAAUACUUGGUCCGCCUGGCAGACUUCAUGAGGCUGCACUGUCCUGAGGGACAGGAUGAGCACCUCUUCUCUAUUGAGGCGGCUGUUUUGAACAUUUUCCAUGACUGCGAAGGGAUCACACCCCCAAAGUCCCUGCUGAUUGGAGCUAUGUAAAAGACUACAUGAGGCACUCCACAACAUAAAAAUUCUACUUACUGUAAAGUAAAUACUAAUUUUUUUCUACUGGCUGUAAGGGGGAAUUAAGUCCUGUAACAUAUGUUUCAGGCUAUUUGGUGCAUCAAAGAAAAUUACCUGACCUGGUUUCGAAGAAUAUAUAUAUGUGGUGGCAUGUUCUGUGACUAACAACUCUGGGAGGUUAUGUUUCAACCCUAAAGCUAUCACCUUUUGACCUUCUGACUUGACAGUUUUUGACUGCAAAGACAUAAAAAUGUAUACUAAACAAACUCCAGAAGGAGCUGGUGCUUUUGAAACAUCACACUGAGAGAUGUCGUCUCUUUUUUAAUUCAUAAUGUAACUUUAAUUGUAAAAGGCUCUCUUAAUCAAUGUAAUGUGCUUUUUUUUUUUUUAAAUUUUACUGUAAUAAAAACACUAAAAU
Messenger RNA from Plectropomus leopardus (leopard coralgrouper), 1301 nucleotides. The record is from RefSeq and is a predicted model, not a curated record. Lineage: Eukaryota; Metazoa; Chordata; Actinopteri; Perciformes; Serranidae.